UCUCUCAAGUGCCUCAAGAAGAAAUUUAUGAGGGUCAGAAAGGAGAAUUAGGAAUCGGAACUUAAAAGUGGAGAAGUAUAUUAAUAUUCAGACACCGCGUUUACACCUCAGAUAAGUUUGACAUUUGGAAGAGUGAUUUCGAUUUACCAACAAUGGGAAAGUUUCCGUACGGCAGCAUUUUAAGAAUAUCCGUUCCACUUAUUGCAACUUGUGGCUUGGGCGUAUCAAUAUUUUCAAUUUGCUAUCAACUUCAAUUUGUUAAAUGGCUCAAGGAAGAAAUCCACGCCAAAGAUUCUCCUUACAUUACAGAUCCCUUUGAAGCGUUCUAUAAAUUGAGCCAAACCUACAUCACUUUCAAAGCAAUCACAUUGUUGGUCAACUUGUUACUGGUGAUAUCCUUUGUCUUGAAGAACCAAUACAUGGCAAUAACCUGGCUUGCGUGGGGUAUCAUCGACGUUCUCUUCAUGUUGACACUUCUGUUAUUCUGCAUUUCUGAAUGGAAACUGCAACACCGUUACUUGGUUGGGAUACUCGCCUGGAGUGUGAUAAAGAUAUUUUUCAUCUUCGUUGUUUGUGCAUAUAUUGCGCUCCUUCGUAAAGAACCCUCAGCUCAAGAUAUGAAAUGGAAUUCUGGAUUAGGAUAUACUUCCCAAUACGCAUUGCCACAAGAGACAACACAAGCUGACUAAAAAAUCCCUCUGCAUGCGCAGUACCAGACAAAGCUAGUGUGACGUCACAUUAUACUUACUUAAGGAUCAAGGCGAAAGUACACGGUGAAAGUUCUCAGCACUCACCGAGGUUUCUGUGACAUCUUUGGGUCUUGCUUGACGUCACGGCCGCUGGUGAUGUUUUGUUUCACCUGGACAAAAUAAAUAGGGCACGAUGCUCUUUUUAGUUAGUUUCAAAAGUAGCGUUGGAGACAACUUAUUGCACGGCGUUUCCUAAAGAGUUAGAAGGCUAGAAUACGGUAGUCAAUUUAGGAUACUGACUGAUGAAUGUUAGGACUCUAUAUGUGGCUUGGAAGAAUAACAUCAAUGUUAAUAGCCCCAAAUUAUGUUACCAAAAGCUUAUGUAUUGUUACUGAUGGCGACUUAGUUGGUAAAGCGACUGAUUUGUUUGUAGAAUGCUGUGGAUGUUAUAGACCUCACUGUGCAAAACAUCCAAAAGAUCUCAAUUUAUUUCAAAAGAACUAAUCACUGCAAACUUCCCUUUACUUUUAACUGCCUCCGGUUAGCUCAAUUGGUUGAGCGUCGGACUGUUGUGUGGGAGGUCGAGGGUUCAAGUCCCGGCCGGACCAACACUCAAGGCCUUAAAAUAACUGAGGAGAAUGUGCUACCUUUCUAUAACAUCAAGAAAUGUCUUAUUCGCAGAGACAAAAAUCUCGUUUGUCAUAGUGCAUAACGCACCCAGAAAUAAGGGAGGAAGGAAAUAAAUUUGGCAUGGAUA
Molecule: messenger RNA, 1446 nt
Organism: Stylophora pistillata
Lineage: Eukaryota; Metazoa; Cnidaria; Anthozoa; Scleractinia; Pocilloporidae
Source: RefSeq, a predicted model, not a curated record